Molecule: messenger RNA, 1031 nt
Organism: Paramacrobiotus metropolitanus
Lineage: Eukaryota; Metazoa; Tardigrada; Eutardigrada; Parachela; Macrobiotidae
Exons: 4
Coding region: 385-879 (164 amino acids)
Source: RefSeq, a predicted model, not a curated record
GUGACAAAACAGCAAGCAUGCCAAACGGCAGGUAAGAUUGUUCAGAAAGAGGAGCAUUAAUUAUUGUCAUUCCGUUUGGUGAAAAAAUUUGCAAAACAGCCGGGGAUUCAUGACAGCGUCCGUACUAAAGAAAGCAGGUUUAUACGACACAGAAAAUCAUCUAUCAUAUUUAACUGCAGAAGGCCAGUAAUUUGUGCACAUAAUUACCGUCGUCCAUUGUUUAAUUCUCCCACGGAAUUGCCAUUUUGGGGUAUAUAAGUUCUAGCACGACGCCAUAAGUACUGGUAAUUGUAAUUUGUAUUGAUCAGGAAUAUCGUUGUGCGUUUUGUGUUGUGCAGCCACUGCUUACGCUAGUUGCAAGAGUGAUGCUUGAAGUUGUCAAGAAUGGCUAGUCCUGCUGUUCUAAUAAAUGUGAUUUUAUGUACGCUCUUUGCCGGUUAUGAUUCGGCCAACAUUCCGGACUCCAGUACUGACCAUCCGAAAACAGGGCCCGCGUCCAGUGGAAGCGAUGUGCAGCGUGUCACCAUAAAGAACGGAGAGUCCUAUACGAUGCGAUGUAUUGACCCCAACCCCGUACCCCCGGCCGCAUCGGAUUUCCGCCGAAGCCGUACGGCAGAUGACGAUAUGAUCUACGGCAUCAUCCUACAGGAAGCCAAGUAUCACGGCAGCGGAAGCGGUGCAUGCCGAGAAUCAUCCAUUGUGAAAAACUUGAAAACAAAAUUCUGUGUUGCUGUUCGUCAGCAAGAAUGCAAACUGGACGCAAAAGAUCCCGUUGAAGGGUGCGGCAAUCGCCCGCUGACACUGGUCUUCACUUGCAGAAUGACGCGAAGAAUUCAAGGCAAGCGUGGCAUGAUCGUGAACAACAUGCUGGAUGAUUAACUUUUCUUUUAAUUAUAAUGGUAUCGGCUGAAGUAGCCCCGAUUAGGUUUGCGGCUUAUCAAAAAAAGGCUCUUGCGUACUGUAUUAUUUUUUACCGGUAGGUAUUACUCGUGCAGACACGCCUCUGAUUAUGUGAUUAUUCUUGGGUCACU